Anthostomella pinea is the source of this 846-nucleotide messenger RNA. Lineage: Eukaryota; Fungi; Ascomycota; Sordariomycetes; Xylariales; Xylariaceae. The record is from the annotation of a GenBank genome assembly.
AUGCUUUUCCAGAGCACACUUCUCCCUCUGCUUCCCGGCCUCGUGGCUGGGAUUGCCGCCCCCGCCAUGCCGGGCAUGAAGAUCGUCUGGUCUGACGACUUCGAGGGUAGCGCGGGCUCUUCUCCCAAUGGCGAUCUCUGGAACGUCAUGGACGCCAUCGACACCAACGGCGAAGUUCAAACGUACUCGACUGCCAACACCAACCUGCAGAUUUCUGGUGGAGGAACCGUCCAGUUCGUUCCUCGGAGAUCUCAGAGUGGCCACUGGACCUCGGGCCGUAUCGAGACGAAGGCUUCCUUCACACCGGACGCCGGCAAGAUCAUGACUCUGAAGGCCAACAUCCUUCUCGGCGACAAUGCGGCCGCGAAUAAGCAAGGGAUGUGGCCUGCCUUCUGGGCGCUGGGCGAUGCGGUCAGACACGGAACCGAAUGGCCAGCCUGUGGAGAGGUCGACAUUUUCGAGCAGGUCAACGGUGCUGCCACGGGCUACGGUACACUGCACUGCGGCAGCGACAGUGGCGGCCCUUGCAACGAGCCCACCGGGCGUGCCGGUUCCGUUGCGCUGCCCACCGAGGAUUUUCACACAUGGGGUGUCACUAUCGACCUCACCAACCCCGACUGGACCGCGCAGACCAUAUCGUGGCAACUAGACGACGCGACCUACUCGACGGUCACCGGAGCGGAGAUUGGCGACGCCCCUAUCUGGUCGAGCCUCGCCCACAGCCCGUUAUACAUGAUCCUGAACGUUGCCGUCGGCGGUGAUUGGCCCGGCGCGCCUAAUGCUGCUACUCUCGAUGGCUAUGGCGCCAUGAUGGAGGUCCAGUGGGUCGCCGCCUACUCGUCGUAG